Molecule: messenger RNA, 624 nt
Organism: Drosophila eugracilis
Lineage: Eukaryota; Metazoa; Arthropoda; Insecta; Diptera; Drosophilidae
Exons: 2
Coding region: 14-553 (179 amino acids)
Biological process (GO): spermatogenesis
Source: RefSeq, a predicted model, not a curated record
AAUAACAAUAACAAUGGGAAGUCCAGAAUUACCUUCAGAUCCUGGCCAGGAGAUAUUUCCAACCCCAUCAGUUGACCAUCCGAGAGGAGGUGUAGAGAGCGAAGAUGAUGAUGAUCCGGAUGUAUACGAUGGCUAUCAACCACUUGCCUUGGACGACGAUAAUGUUGGAGCAGAUCCCGAGGAAAAUAGCGCAGAAGCUCACCCUACAGAUAACGACGAGGACAUUGAUUUGAUGACAGCUCCAGUCACUCAUGGCGACCCCAACAUGCCGACAAUCGAGCCCGCGGAUGUAGAAAUCGAGCGACAAGUUUGGAGUGAGCCAAGGCCAAGGGAACUCCAAAUGGAUCUUGACAAGACGCGAACGGAACAGAUCCUCAAGGCCAUGUCCACGAUAACGUUACCCAACAUCACAGUUCCAGAUUGGGCCAAGGGAGUGCCCGAAGAGCGCUGGAAAAAUGAACUCCUCGACCGGAUAAACAACCGACAACAUCCACCAGGGCCUUCAUCAUCGUCGCAGGAAGAUCCCCAGCAUUCCAAAUCUAAGAGAGAUUAGCUUGUAUACUCUGUAUUUAGCAAAAACAUUCUCCAAUAUAUGCUUAAUUUAGAAAGAUUAUACAAAAAAUA